This is a messenger RNA of Triplophysa dalaica, 762 nucleotides long. RefSeq names its product novel immune-type receptor 14b (gene nitr14b). Gene Ontology annotation, biological process: response to bacterium. The transcript is spliced from 6 exons. The coding region runs from base 28 to 762 and encodes 244 amino acids. NCBI's taxonomy places the organism in Eukaryota, Metazoa, Chordata, Actinopteri, Cypriniformes, Nemacheilidae. The record is from RefSeq and is a predicted model, not a curated record.
UGUCAGACAGUUGUGAUUAGUUUUACAAUGAUUACUUUGGUGUUUAUUAUUGUUCCUAGUAUUGUGCUUUUCUCAGGUUCUGUACAUCCUGGUGAUUAUCAGGCAAAUCAAGUCCGAACCGUGGAACUUGGUGACACUGUCUCACUGGAGUGUUCUGUAAAACAUAACACAAUUCUUUGGUUUAAGCAAAUCGCUAGACACCAACCACGAAUCAUAUCAGUAUUUCAACAAAAGGGUGAAACCAAUUUUUACUAUGAAUUCAAAGAUGGUCGAUUCCAGAGGAGCCACUUCAAUCUGACAAUUUCACACAUAAAUCAAUCAGAUGCAGCAGUCUACCACUGUGGAUCGAAGGCACAUUAUGUUGCAUUUGGAAGAGGAGCACAACUGAUAAUUAAAGGUCAAAAAGAUUCAAGUACAAUCUCAAAAUCUCACUAUCUGAAUGACUCCAUGGAACGUCAACAGGAGUGCUAUGAAAACAAUACAAAACAAGUAAAUACUGAGGAACAUCAUGGUCCAGUCGUGUUGGGCUUGGCAGUGGCUUUGGGACUCUGUGGAAUUCUAAUUUUCAUCAUAUUGUGUUUGAUAUUUAAAAGAGGAAUGUGUCUACAGUGUCUGACAGGGGUUGCUGUACAAGACGAAAGAGUUAGAGGGCUGGCAGGUACUCGGGACGCUGAUGAUGACAUUUUGACAUAUGCCGCUCUGCGAUUCAGUCGAAAAAAAAAAAAUCUGGAGAAAAGAGAGAACAAUCCGAGCAAAGUGUAA